Messenger RNA from Exserohilum turcica Et28A, 951 nucleotides. RefSeq lists its product as uncharacterized. Lineage: Eukaryota; Fungi; Ascomycota; Dothideomycetes; Pleosporales; Pleosporaceae. The record is from RefSeq and is a predicted model, not a curated record. The transcript has 2 exons. Bases 160 to 819 code for a protein of 219 amino acids.
AUCGGGGCAAGCUUGAGAUUAGAGAUCUGGUGCACUGCAACUUCCGGUGUUGCCGGUCCACCAAGAAGACGACGUAGCAAACCCCAUCUACUCUUCCCACCGCCUCUGCCCAGCGCACCUCGCCUUACCUUUGACUAGAGCUGUUGUUAGGGUGAGACGAUGGCUUCUGAAUCAUCUUGGCCUCCCGCACAAGGCCUCACAACCAAGCUUGUUCCGCGCGACAAGGCCACGUUGGUACUCUCAUACUCGACCGUCGUGCGCGCGCCGGCUCCGCUCGUCUUCGACACUAUUUUGCACGCAGCAGAUUAUCCUGCAUGGAACACGUGGGUUCCAUCUGUCCGGAUUGUCGCGCAGCCGCCGUCUAGCUCUGGCGACGAGGAGGCCAAUGACCUCAGCCGCAUGCGCAUCGGCACCGCCAUGGAAUUCGCGGUGGUCAUGGACGCGAACAAGCCCACCAGCAUCAACCGUACGCAACUCAAAGUCGUAGAUGUCUCGACGCCUGAUGCACCGACGUCGUACCUCUCGCCCGAGUUACUCGCAGACGCGACGUUUACGGCGGAUGCGAGCAAGGUGUAUAGGGUUAGUUGGGUAGGAAACGGAGGCAUGUACGGAUUUGCGCCCAAGUUGGAGCGGUUCCACGAGGUGAUUGUGCUGAGUGAGAAUGAGUGCGAAGUGCGGACUUGGGAGAUCAUGGCGGGCAUGACGGCACGGCUGGUCAAGAUGUUGAUGGAGGAGACGUUGAAGGAGAAGGUUGCGCUUUGGUGCCAAGACCUGAAGAAGUAUUGCGAAAAGAAGAGCGCUGAAGGGCCGGCGGCUUGAAGAGACGGCUGGGGCAUACGCACUUUGAGCUCGAUGCAAAGAAUGUCGGGGGUCCAUAUUGCUUGGGCUGUUCCGAUGGUGCGCAUAUAGGGGGAGCCUACCCCGAUAUCUCCUACUACUACUCUCCGAACA